Venturia canescens is the source of this 5223-nucleotide messenger RNA. It is a transcript of the gene hrg, whose product is annotated as hiiragi. The record is from RefSeq and is a predicted model, not a curated record. Gene Ontology annotation, molecular function: poly(A) RNA polymerase activity; RNA binding. NCBI's taxonomy places the organism in Eukaryota, Metazoa, Arthropoda, Insecta, Hymenoptera, Ichneumonidae. The coding region runs from base 862 to 2694 and encodes 610 amino acids. Gene Ontology annotation, cellular component: nucleus. The transcript is spliced from 12 exons.
GGGGAGGCCUGCAGAACCCGCAGAGGACAAGGAACGCCAUGUUUAUUAUCCUAAAUGUGCGGUUCAAGCCUAUACGUGAUGUGAAAUACACCGUUUCGAACUUUACUUUAUUAUUUAUUAGUGAACAAUAAAACAAUAACUCUCGAGUGCGUGAGUGCGUGUGUGUGAGUGUGUGAGUGCCUGUGUGGGUGGGUAUGCCGAUAGUUAAAAAAAAGGGUAAUAAUAUCAAAACAAAAACACGAGAGGAACAAUAAACCGGACAAUUGGGACGAUUGUGACCUUUGUGGCAACACACGAAAUAGAAGCGCUUUCUUAUUUCUCGAAAGGACUACGCGGUCAACUUUGUAAGCGCGUAAAUAUUAUACAUUUCUAAAAAAAAAAAUCGUUUAUUUGUUCCUUUUUUCCCAUACACUUUGCACUCGGAGGCCCGGCUUUGUUGUAUCUACUUCGGAGGUUUUGUCUCUUGUUUUUUUUUCUCCAUUCUCAACUUGAUUUAAACUCGAAUUAUUUUUUCUCGGUGGAACUAUUUACGUUUUCGGGAAAAUAAUCAGUGGGACGCUUUUUCGCGAACGUUGUAACGCUCUCGCCUACUAAUACGAGAUUAUUCUGAUUACGUAUUGUUUACUUGUUCAUCCGUUUUCUCAGACUGAUCCUUUAAACGAAAAAAAACAUUGAAAAUCUGUCAAUGUGCAUAUAGAAUUCAUACUUUAUCUGUAUUUUCAUUGUGUCAACGAUAUUUAUCAACUUUUGUAUCUGAGAUACAAAUAUCCGGACAAAAUUCGUUACAAUGCUAUUUGGACAGUCUGUUCAAUAAUUUUCAUCGUGUUUUUCAGAAACGAAGUAAUACCAUAAUAUCUCAAGAUGUGGUCGUCGCAAAGUAACAAUUCAACAACAAAUUUCCCUGCGAAUGCCCUUCGUACACUAGGAAUGACCUCGGCAAUUAGUGUGGCCGAACCAAAACCAAGCGAUCACACUAGAACAAACGAAUUGAAGGAAGCCCUCAAGCCAUAUAAUGUUUUUGAAUCUGAGGAAGAAUUAAACCACAGAAUGGAGAUUUUGAGUAAACUUAAUACUCUAGUAAAACAAUGGAUUAAGGAUACAAGUAUUGCAAGGAAUAUGCCUCCCAAUGUGGCAGAGCAGGUUGGCGGUAAAAUUUAUACAUUCGGUUCGUAUAGACUAGGUGUACAUCACAAAGGCGCUGACAUUGACGCUCUUUGCGUCGUUCCUCGACAUAUUAAAAGAUCCGAUUAUUUUUCAACCUUUUUUGAGAUGUUGAAGAAACAACCUGAAGUGACAGACUUGAGGGCAGUCGAAGAAGCUUUCGUACCUGUGAUUAAAAUGAACUUUGACGGUAUAGAAAUAGAUAUGCUUUUUGCCAAACUCACGCUCAAAGAAAUACCAGAUUCCAUGGAUUUGCGAGACGAUAUGUUGCUGAAAAACUUGGAUCAAAAGUGCGUGAGAAGUUUGAACGGUUGUAGGGUGACUGACGAAAUUUUACGUCUAGUACCGAACAUCGAAAAUUUCCGAUUGGCACUCAGAGCUAUAAAAUUGUGGGCGAAACGACAUGGAAUAUACAGUAAUGUACUUGGUUAUCUUGGUGGAGUCUCGUGGGCUAUGCUGGUAGCCCGAACUUGUCAACUUUAUCCUAACGCCGUAGCUGCGACUUUGAUCGAAAAAUUUUUUCUUGUUUUCUCACAAUGGAAAUGGCCACAACCAGUUCUCCUCAAGCAACCGGAUAACGUUAAUUUAGGAUUUCCCGUUUGGGAUCCAAGAGUAAAUAUAUCAGAUAGAUAUCACUUGAUGCCAAUAAUAACACCGGCAUAUCCACAACAAAAUUCUACAUUUAACGUAUCAGUGUCGACGAGAACAAUAAUGCAAGAGGCAUUCGAGUCUGGUUUGUCAAUAACCGAAGAGAUUAUAAUGGGAAAAGCAACGUGGGAUAAACUGUUCGAGCCACCAAACUUUUUCUGCAAAUACAAGCACUACAUUGUAUUAUUGGCGAGUAGUUCGACCGCUGAAGAUCAGCUCGAAUGGUGUGGACUUGUCGAAUCUAAAAUACGGCAUCUGAUAGGUACUUUGGAAAGGAAUCCUCACAUAACGCUGGCUCACGUGAAUCCAGAGGGGUUCGCGCCAAUGAAUCCAACACACGGGAAUAAUUGUUCAAUGUGGUUCAUCGGAUUACUCUUCGCGAAAAGUGAAAAUCUUAAUGUCGAUCUGACGUACGACAUAAGAUCUUUCAAUGAAACAAUUGAGAGAUUAGCGGAUCAACUCAAAGUCUUAAAGGAAGGAAUGCUCAUUGAGGCGAAACACGUAAAACGAAAGGAUCUUCACACUUACGUAUCGCCCAGUUUGUUGAAACGGGAAAGAAAGAUUUCCGGAGGUAAUCAUAGAAACGGAACCGUCGGAGGGAACGGAAACACUGAAAAUCCAUCACCGAAUCGCCAAGUUGAUUCUACCAGUAGGAAGAGACUCUCCGAUCAGGCGAUCGAUGCAUCAGGCAAAAAACGACGAGUUCACGACAACGAACAACAAAUAACACAGGGGGAAGACGGAACGUUGGUCGUUCAAUCUUGUGGCGAUGACAGCAAUUCGGGAUACAGCUUGGACGAGUACAAACAAAACUUGACAACUCCUAAGGACGAAGGACCUGCCGGUGGUUCAACGGUAGUGCAGGAAGGGUACGUUUGCACCUGACCGAUGCCAGGCGUUCUACCUCGAAGCGAUCAGCAACAGAUGCUCGUCCAGGUUAUUUAAAGUAUAAAACAAAACAUAAUUUUCUGACACACCCACACACACAGACACAAACAAAAACAUACACAUCUCUAUCGACAUCCACGUUGUCCACUGCCCAUUUCGUAAGUCCCUCUACUUUUCCCCCAUUCUCUCUGUCUCUUUCGCUUUUUUUCUAUAAAAAGUUACAAAUGAUCGAAGUAAAGUUGCCGGUUUAGCUUCAACAAUCCACGAAACGAGGAGGGUCUGAAAUUUGUGAUAACAGAAAUGAAAAGGACACAAAACUGCAUCCGUAUUCGAAAAGAUAAAACAUUUUUUUUUCUCGAAAGAGAAAAAAUCACGAUCGUUGCGAUCCGGGAAUGCUUACGAAAACGGCAUUUUACUUUUUAUAUGACGAACGAGACACAUAUCUGCAUAUAUUUGUACAAGUAUUUGCAAAUAUGUCUUUUUUUUAGCUUACGAUAUUGUCAGGACGAGCGAGCUCAUUAUUGGGACUUCGAUAUUUAGAGAUUUGGAUAUCCACUUGCAGUCUGUUCGAUGCUGUUUUCUUUUCUUUUUUUCACGCUUAUUUAAUAAAUUUUUCGACCGAGACUCAAUUGUAGUGCUCUCCGUUAUUACUUUGUGACUCAAAGAAAUUCAAAUGAAAAAGAAAAAAAUCUAUAUAUUUACCGAAAAAAAAAGAGAAAAAUACAGUUACAUAAAACUGUCGAUCAUCUCCAGUUUCUCUGAUGUGUAUAUAUAACAUAUUUAAAAAAUAAUGAAUAACCCUCGUCUAAUGAGAAGGAAAAAAAAGAAAUAAAACGACGAUCAUUUUUCGAGAUUGAGGAUAUCCAUCAUGUGUUUCGCUUCUUUCUAGUUUUCUCGUUUUCUGACGGCUCCAUCAUCCUCGUUGAUGAAUCCUUUUCAUCAUCACGUUAGGGACCACUUUCGUCUUUGUAUAUAUCGACGCGCGAACAUUGUAGAAUUUUGACACUUGUUUCUCUCUCUCUCUCUCUUUCUCUCUGCCCUGCCCUUUCUUUUUCUUUUCUUUGUUUCCACACGUCUCAGGUCCCUCGCGAAAUCGUAUUUACCAUCAUUAACUACAUGAAUUCAAAAUCGUCACCGAAAGUAAACUAUCCUAGGUACAAUCAUAGAGUACUUAAAACACGAAUUCCGGUUCAACAGAUUAAAUUGUUGUGUGUAGGAAAGAAAGACGGGGGGGUGUCAACUCGACUCGCAUGACUCAUUCGGAUAUUUAAACCGCGACAAAAAUGUUUAAUUUUUCUUUCUCAUAUUCCGUCGUUUAUUUAGAAAAAAAAUUAAGAAAUUUUAUAUACUCAAAAUAGAGAAGAGAAUUCUUUUGCAAUUUCUAACAAAAUGUAUUUUCGUUUAAAUUUAAUUCUUCUAUAACACCAUAUCAACGUGAGAAAAAUCUUUUUACCUGCGAUACAUAUUUCCUUUAUUUUUUAUUCGAUUUUAUUUAUUUCUCUUUUCAUUCUUGCAUCACGACCAAAAAUGAUGAUUUGACGAAUGCGAUGUACGAUAAAUCGUCGUUUCUGUUUCACCCUUGCAAAGUCGUGUUUGUAUCGUUUGAAAAAUGAGAAAAUGAUAAUGAUAAUGAAAUAUUAUCAUGAAAAUUAUAUACAAUAAUUAUAGAUCGUGUAGUACGCUGUAUGAAAAAAAUUGUUUUAUGGGCAUUUUGUGUUUACAACUCUCGUCGAAACGGUGUAAUGUAACAUUGGCACUUUGUGUCUCAUUCGUUCUUUCUUGUCUCGAAUAAUCAAUGACAAAAGUAUCGAUAAUUGUGCAAUAAAAAUGAUCCAUUUACAUGUUCACUCGGUACGAAAUAUUUCCCCCUGUUCGCGAGGUGACGUUUCACCAAGUCCGCUCGAGUCAUUGAAAAACAUUUGUAAACAGACACACACAAUACUUUCGUUGAGAAAAUUGAACGAAAUUUGGCAAUUUCGAGAUUGGCGAUAAACAAGCUACUAAUGGAAGUUCAAUUGAAUCGUGAUCAGAGUUAAUUGAAAAAACGAAGUAACUCGUUCAACUCAAAGCAAAUAACACUUUUGGAUCUCGUAGCUCAGAGAAUUUUUCGAUUAUAAACUUCUCACGCAUGCUCGAUGACAAAAACAAACGAAAAAUCUGCAAUGUCUGGAAGCCCCAUUAUUGUUGAUGGGAUUUCCUUCGAAAAAUAAAAAAAUAAGUUAACGCCCAAUCAGAUUUUCUUCCCACAAUCAAAUCAAGAUCAUCUUCAAUGACAACAAAAUCAUGGCUCAGUUGAUAAACCGGAUUCGUAAAUUCUAGUACAAUGUGUCAAAAAUACCGAAAUCGGUCGUUGCGAAUUGAUAUGAGAAAGACAAAAAAAAACAAAACUUAUCGUUAAUCCACGUAAUCAAUGAGGGUGAGAAUAUUAGGGAAAUUUGUACUCUCUCCUCUACGACUGUACACUAACUCUGUAUCUUUCUUCAAUAAAACGAAAAUACAUUUUUUUUUUAAUUUCCAUCGACAAAA